This is a messenger RNA of Linum tenue, 807 nucleotides long. Lineage: Eukaryota; Viridiplantae; Streptophyta; Magnoliopsida; Malpighiales; Linaceae. The record is from the annotation of a GenBank genome assembly.
AUGAGCAAGACCAUGUCCAACCCUAACGAUUGGGCUCACUUCUACCACCACAACAACCACAACCAACUCACCUUCUCUUCUUCCUCCGCCGCCGCCGGUGUCACCGCUGUCACCACUGCCUCUACCAUCACUUCAUCCGUCUCCGCAGCCGAGCCAGCUCCGAUCCAACUGAUGGGCUCGGGCCGCGGCGUGGGAGGAAGUGGAGGAGGACAUAAUUCCGUCGCUAAUAGUAGUAGUACUCUGAGCCCGGAAGGCGGCCGAGUGGCCAAGCCGGCGAGGAGGCGGUCGAGGGCGUCGAGGAGGACGCCGACGACCUUGCUCAACACGGACACGAGCAAUUUCCGCGCCAUGGUCCAGCAAUUCACCGGCGGUCCAGCGGGACCUUUCGUGACGGGAGGCGGGUCGUCGCUAAAUGUUCCACCCCAACCAGCCGGUUUUAGCUUCGGGCUUGGCGGGCUCGGGCAGCACCACCAUCAGCUGAUCGGCGAUCGAAUUCCGAACCCUGCCUCCACGGUCGGCGGCGGCGGCGGAGGAGGAGGAGAAGGGUUGUUCCAUCAUUUGCAGUACCAACAGUCACAGUUCCACCAGCCGUCGCCAUUUCUGUUCUCGUUGGGAAAUGCUGGCAAUAGCGACGACCCUACUAACAUCGACGGUAUUAAUAGUUUGCUUCAGCGAGGGAUCGGGACGGAGGGGAUUGGCGGUGUCACGUCGGCCGCCGGGACGCGGAUCGGAGGAGAUGGGGCGACGGCGGCUGCGCCGCCGUCGGCGGGGUCUAGUGAGAACAGGAAUAGCGGUUUCUUGUACUGA